UUUGCAUUGUUAAUAAGGUGAUAAUUUUUAAUUUUACCCUAUGCCUAUACUUACGCACCAUAGAUUUUGACCAUCAAUGACUUUUGCCAUUUGACUAUAAAUUGAUGCGGUGUUAGAAGUUACAAAUCACUCAGUCUCUAGCUUUCAACGGUCUAGCACUACCAAAAACCCCAAAAAUCUCAACAUGAAAUUCGUCAUUGUUUUCGUUGCCCUUUUCGGUUUGGCUUUGGCCGCUCCACCACAAUCUGCUGCUGACGCUACCGUCCUCCGCUCAGAAUCCGAAGUAGGACCUGAAAGCUACUCAUACGCUGUUGAAACCAGCGAUGGCAAAUCUGCCAGCGAAGACGGUCACUUGGAGAACAUUGGCUCAGAAGAUGAAGCUAUUGCCGUCAAGGGACAAUUCAGCUACGUCGGUGACGAUGGUGUCACUUACUCCGUCAGCUACAUCGCCGACAAGAACGGUUUCCAACCCUCAGGUGCUCAUUUGCCAGUUGCCCCAUCUGCUUAAGUGAUUAUCCUUCCCUCUGAAAUCUUCACCUAAUUAUUGUUGACUCUUUUCUGUUGAGGAUAAGGU
Molecule: messenger RNA, 574 nt
Organism: Episyrphus balteatus (marmalade hoverfly)
Lineage: Eukaryota; Metazoa; Arthropoda; Insecta; Diptera; Syrphidae
Product: larval cuticle protein 65Ag1-like
Exons: 2
Coding region: 185-508 (107 amino acids)
Cellular component (GO): chitin-based extracellular matrix
Molecular function (GO): structural constituent of chitin-based larval cuticle
Source: RefSeq, a predicted model, not a curated record